AUGCUCGUCCGCCGCACCCUCCCCUCCUUCCGGCCGGCGCUGCGACCCAAACCUCGACAUGCCGUACGCCACCAAAGCUCGAACCAAACCACCUCAGCCAAACCAGCCAAGCCCGCGAGCGCGCCAGCGACCACUGCCGCUUCCCUCUCCCACCCACAGUCCCGGUCUCGACCGCAUCUCGACCGCCUCCCACAGCGGCUCAGCCUGGGUGCGCGACGGCGCCGAGAAGGCGGAGCGCUAUUCAGUCGCAAGGGCUGGUUCGGGUUCGAGGCCGCAGAUCGCGGGGCAGUAGCGGGGGCGUUCGCUCGGUCUGGCGACGCGGAGGCGGGGGACACGAGAGGACAGCUGGAACAGUGGCAGAGGGAUGACGAGAGGUACAAGGUUGUUGUGGAGGUUGCGCUCGCGUGGGCUGUGACCAAGGCGCUGCUGCCCGCGAGAAUUAUCUUGAGUGUCUGGGGAACACCGGGAACGGUAGCUCUGUGGAAGAAAAUCAUCCGUAGAGGGCGGUAA
Verticillium alfalfae VaMs.102 is the source of this 510-nucleotide messenger RNA. RefSeq lists its product with no specific name. Bases 1 to 510 code for a protein of 169 amino acids. Gene Ontology annotation, cellular component: mitochondrion. The record is from RefSeq and is a predicted model, not a curated record. Lineage: Eukaryota; Fungi; Ascomycota; Sordariomycetes; Glomerellales; Plectosphaerellaceae. The transcript has 2 exons.